CGCAAGAGAGGACUUUUUCCACUUCACCCAGUCCUCUGAUUUCUCUCUCGCUCUCUGCUCCAGUCCGUCGAGCCAGCAAAAAUGAAGCUCCUCACCACAAACUUCCUGACCUGCGCCGUCAAGGCCUGCAAGUCCUCCUCUGCCUCGUUCCCGCUGCACUUCAAGGACGCCGUGCUAGAACGCACCGAGAUCGAGUUCAACCCGUUAUUCAUGCAGAACAUCCUGCCGCGCGUGAACUGGGAGGCGUUGACCGUCACAGCGACCGAAUUGGGAUUGCAGGCGCUGGUCCCGGAGAAGAACCCCGCGGAUCUUGACGACAUGAGCCCGGAAACAAAGGAGGAGGACCACGAGAUGGAUGUCGAAGGUGACGAGCCAGACCACGAACAAGAGGGUGCUCCAAAGGAGGCGGAGAUUGAUGAGGAGGUCCUGAAGAAGUUACACACCCUCCUCCUCGAGACCGGUGUGUCGGAGGGGAAACUGGUCUGUGGAAACUGCGGCUUUGAAUAUCCCAUCAAGGAAGGCGUGGGCAACUUUCUAUUGCCUGCGCAUUUGGUGUGAGAAGAGCCCAGACACGGAUUGCGGUAGUAAAGACAGAAACCGCUGCACCUGUCACAUCUCGCUCCAGAACACCUCCGCCGUCAGCCGCCGAGAUAAAUAUGAUUGAUUGGCUGGGCAAUUGAACUGCGAAAUUGCACCUACCCAACUCCUGCAAGGUCACCCACGAUGAGACGCAAGAGAGGAGCAUGGAAUUGAUUGUGGGUUGCACAGAAGCAGGCCCGGCCAUCAACGGACCAAGGGGCUCGCAAACACCGCAUUCUGGGCUCUGGGCGAGAGUUGGAAGUCGGGCUGUCAGUUCGUCGCUGGGGACUUGCGUGGGAGAAGAAGCGACCUUCUACCAGCACCGCUCCGGAAACAGUCACCCAAGAGAGAUGUUACGUUGUGUGCCUGUCGUAUCUCGAAAGAGGAGGUGAAGGUCUCUCAGAAGCACAUGCCUCUCUCUGCUCAGUUGAAAAGGUUCGAUCAAGGGGACAGAGAACAGCCAAUUCUGUGGAAACGCCGCCCAUGGAGGCAAAGCACUUUAGCCCCUACUCUAUGUACGGACUACUUAGAUGUCCUUCUUCAGGGUGACCAGACCCUUCGGGCUGUGUGCGGCGUGCAGUUGCUGUGCUUGUCAAGCAGUAGGUUGAGAUGAUACAAGUACACAAAAAGAGAGAGAGAAAUCUCUCCAACUCGUUCAUUGGCGGUGUCGUCCCUUCUGUAAUGCUCCAUCACUUGAGUUGAGUUAACGGAGUUCGUUCACUGUCGGCCACUUGCCUGCGACUCAUCACACCCCUGCCUUGUUGAAAU
Messenger RNA from Cladophialophora immunda, 1347 nucleotides. RefSeq lists its product as uncharacterized. Lineage: Eukaryota; Fungi; Ascomycota; Eurotiomycetes; Chaetothyriales; Herpotrichiellaceae. The coding region runs from base 82 to 558 and encodes 158 amino acids. The record is from RefSeq and is a predicted model, not a curated record. The transcript has a single exon. Gene Ontology annotation, molecular function: protein heterodimerization activity. Gene Ontology annotation, biological process: rRNA (guanine-N7)-methylation; tRNA methylation; peptidyl-glutamine methylation.